This is a messenger RNA of Impatiens glandulifera, 972 nucleotides long. Its product is annotated as 7-methyl-GTP pyrophosphatase. Lineage: Eukaryota; Viridiplantae; Streptophyta; Magnoliopsida; Ericales; Balsaminaceae. The coding region runs from base 99 to 800 and encodes 233 amino acids. The transcript is spliced from 10 exons. The record is from RefSeq and is a predicted model, not a curated record. Gene Ontology annotation, molecular function: nucleoside triphosphate diphosphatase activity.
CUGGGAAGGCUUAUUCUCUAUUUUUUGGGUUCUUGUGUGGAGAGGCGACCCCAAACUUGAAGCAGCUAAAACCCUAAAACUUGAACGUUUCAAGAAGCAUGGAUUCCAAAUCUUCAAACUUUAAGAUUAUAUUGGGAUCAUCUUCUGUUGCCCGUCGGAAAAUACUUACUGACAUGGGAUACGAAUUUAAGAUCAUGUCUCCAGACAUUGAUGAGAAGAAUAUCAGGAAAGACAAGCCUGAAGAUUUGGUAAUGGCCCUUGCAGAAGCAAAGGCAAAUGCUGUUAUACAAAAGAUUCAAAAUGCUGAGACAAUAGAGAAGAAGGAUGAUGACAAACCAACCAUUUUUAUUGCUGCUGAUACAGCAGAAGCCAUCAUUCCAAAACUUUCAGUAGGCGAUAGCCAGAAGGAUGCUGAACCAACUAUACUAAUUACAUGUGACCAAGUGGUUGUUUAUGAAGGAAAGGUUAGAGAAAAGCCAUCCUCAAAGGAGGAAGCACGCCAAUUCAUCAAAGGAUACUCUGAUGGGCAUGCGGCAACUGUGAGCUCUGUUUCUGUCACAAAUCUCAAAACUGGAGUCAGGAAAGGAGAAUGGGAUAGAGUGGAGAUAUAUUUCCACACAAUACCAGAUAACAUUAUUGAGAGCUUGAUUGACGAAGGGAAUGUACUGCAUGUUGCCGGGGCGUUGAUAAUUGAGCAUCCAAUGAUAGUUCCAUAUGUUAAAGAAGUGGUUGGAACGACAGAUAGUGUGAUGGGACUCCCGAUAGCGGUUGUGGAACGAUUGAUGAGGGAUGUGCUUUAAUGAUGUUUAAUCUUGUUUUAUUUGAUUGAAUGGGUUGAGGAAGACAUUACAUUUUAGUUGAAAAUUAUUGCUAGAUUAGAUCAAAGAUUGAUGAUGGAGAAGAAGGAUUUCAUACAAAUACUUCUAUUUUGAUCAUUGAGAUUCAUCUUAAUCUUGGGUAUUUGAUAUUUGA